Eurytemora carolleeae is the source of this 2189-nucleotide messenger RNA. RefSeq names its product fasciculation and elongation protein zeta-2 (gene Unc-76). The transcript is spliced from 9 exons. Lineage: Eukaryota; Metazoa; Arthropoda; Copepoda; Calanoida; Temoridae. Gene Ontology annotation, cellular component: axon; cytoplasm. The coding region runs from base 411 to 1595 and encodes 394 amino acids. The record is from RefSeq and is a predicted model, not a curated record.
UUAGAACUUAAUUCAUUCCUAUUCCCUCCUUUUAAACAAUAUGAACACUGUACAAGGUUUGUACACAAUGAUACCCUCCUGUACUGCGUACAUGCUUUUUAACAGUAAAGUUUGUACUCCUAUGUAUGUUGUACAUAUGUACGAUUGCUUGUUUUGUUUACAAUCUUAUGUAUAAUAAUUACCAAUUGUUUAAUGAUUAUAAAGAUGUGUACAUUGUACACUAUACAAUGUACACACUGUACACUCUAAGCUAUAAUUUUGCAUAGCUAAGUUAAAUACAUGAUUGUGAUAAUUUAACAUAUUUAAUUAGUUCAAUUUUACGUUUUGUUUUAACCGAUUGUUACAGAGAAAAUGCGGGACGUUUGCUGAAGCUUACGCUCAAUAAGUUUAAACUAAAAGAUUGAGCCUGAAUGCAACUGCAUGGGUUGGAUGAGAACCAGAUGAAGGAUGACCGGGAAAACAUAAAAGAGAAGAACAAGAAGAACAACACGAACGAGAAUAUUAAGUUAAUGAUGAAUUCCAAGGAGCUGAACGUCAAUGUCCCGCUCGCUACCGUUGACUCAGAUUCUGAGGAGUUUGAGGGUUUCUCUGAGUUUAGUCUAGCCGGAGGAGAGCAGAAGAGUUCUAAUGUAUCUCCGGAGAACGGAGUACUCAACCUAGGAGGAGGAGGGAUGGAUUCUAUGACAGGGAGUCUAGAGGAUCUUGUCUCCACCUUCGACGAGAAGCUGACAAUGUGCUUUGCCGACUACCAGGAGCAGGUUGACAAGAUAGCUCCGGUCCAGGUUCGGUCUCAAGAGGAGAUAAUGAAUGAAUGCCAGGUUUGGUGGACGCUGACCGGAAACUUUGGGAAUAUUAUGCCGAUAGACUGGAGCAAAACAUAUACAAGAGCUAAACAUAUUCCAACAUUAAACCUUUGUGAUCCUAGACCAACAGGCGAUAUUGACGGUGAUGGUGCAGAGGACGAUAUGGUUGCAGCAGAUCUGGAUAUGCACCAACUUAUUCUUAACUCAGAUUCACAAAAAUCGGAUCCAAUAAAAUCUGCUGAAGAGGUUCUCCAAGAGAUUGAUGAUAUUAUUGACGACGACGAUGAAGAUGAUGAUGAAGAUGGACGUGAACCUGUAGGUCUAGAUCCUCCUGGUUUCCUUCCUCCCCACUCUAUCCGUUCUUCUACAUUUAUCGGGCAGGCGCUCCAGGGACGCAAACUUGAGGAUUUAUCAGUUCAAGAACUUUCCCAGAUUCUCUCCGAUGUGGAAACAUUGGUCCGGGAUCUUAGUGAAGAGCUGGUAGCUGAUCUAGGGACCAGAGACGAGCUAGAAUUUGAAAAGGAAUUAAAGAAUAAUUUUAUCUCGCUGCUUCUAUCAAUACAAUCGAAACGACGACAGAGUAACAUUGACGGGCAAACAUCGAAACGAAGUAAAAAUCGUCGAGACGACAAGUAUUUAACUACAGUGAUACCUUACAACGCGGAGCGAGGUUGUCCUCCUCUCCCCACUCUCCAGGUCCUCGUCAAGAUACUCAAGAGUAUAAACGAGGAUAGUCCUGCAGUUCCCGCCUUACUUACAGAUUAUAUUCUCAAGAUCCUCUGCCCAACCUAACCUAGCCUCCACUUUUUAUAUAUUUACUCGUGUCAAACAUAUUUUAUUCGUCACAAAACGCGCAAACUAUUUUUUAGUUUCUCACAACAACCGAACCAAGAAUAUUAGAUCUUUGCUAACAAUAUUUUUAGUCACAAAAUCAAACAUUCUCAUUAAAGAGCACCCUAUUAUUGUUUCUAUUUCAAGCUGCUUUUAUACUGGUUAUACUUAGAGCUGCUUUUGGACCUACUUGCACUAAACUUAGAGAUUUGCUUGGUUUUAACUUAGAGCUGCUCUCAGGUUUUACUCGGAGCUUUUUAAAGUUAAAAUUGGAGCUUUUUCUCCUUUAGUUUAGAGCAUAACACUAUUUUUUGUGAAAUUGGCUGCUCUGCGCUAUACUUUAAGUGGUUUAAUAUUUGUUAUUUAAAACCUAUGCUCUAGGUAUAGCUCUAUGCUUGGAGAUGUAUUUCACUACCUAUACUCUGCUUCUCUUAUUCUGUUAGAUUAAUUUAAUUUUACUGUACUGCACCUACUUUACUGUACAGUACCGUACUGCACCCACUGUACUGCCAGCUGGAGCAAAAUUAUCGAGAUGUAAAUAAACUAAAAAAAGUU